This is a messenger RNA of Cantharellus anzutake, 567 nucleotides long. RefSeq lists its product as uncharacterized. Lineage: Eukaryota; Fungi; Basidiomycota; Agaricomycetes; Cantharellales; Hydnaceae. The transcript has 4 exons. The record is from RefSeq and is a predicted model, not a curated record. The coding region runs from base 1 to 567 and encodes 188 amino acids.
AUGGUCGCGGCAUCCCCAUCGUCUUGGAUGUCAAAGGCAUGCGGCGAACGUUCAGACACCGAGUCAAGGAGGUCAUCCAGCUUCCUUGGUGUUGCGACUGAAUUACAAAGUAUGGCCAGCCAAUUACAACACCCAGAGUUGGUCGAAUACUGCCGGCGUCCAGAGACUGCCUUACGUACAUUGAGAGAAGCGCCACUAGCUGGCAGCAAAACCGAUGCGUAUCUAAACCACACCAAUCUCCAGAUGGGACGCGGCAUUCUGGCUUUAUGUCCAAAAACCCGAGGUUUCCAGUUAUGCAGCGGUGGCUCUUUGAUCCGGAGAGGGAAUAUCGCACGUGUGAUAGCGACGGAACUCGAGCGCAGCACGGAGCGGCCGGACAGACAAAGUGGCCCAAGUAUUGGAGGAAAAGCUAAGCUAGACUUCCUGAACCAAAUCAACCACACGGGAGCAUUCAAGGAAGGAAAGGGUCACGACGAGUUCACCCGAUUUCACCCUGGCCUGGCCGGAAGAGCUGGGUGGAAUGUGACAAACCCGGUUCCCAACUGGGAUAUAUCUACUGUAUUUUAA